Molecule: messenger RNA, 2579 nt
Organism: Manis pentadactyla (Chinese pangolin)
Lineage: Eukaryota; Metazoa; Chordata; Mammalia; Pholidota; Manidae
Gene: SGTA
Product: small glutamine rich tetratricopeptide repeat co-chaperone alpha
Exons: 13
Coding region: 389-1333 (314 amino acids)
Biological process (GO): post-translational protein targeting to endoplasmic reticulum membrane
Cellular component (GO): TRC complex; membrane
Molecular function (GO): protein binding; molecular adaptor activity
Source: RefSeq, a predicted model, not a curated record
GGCUUCUUCCGCGCAGGCGUAGCGGCUGGGUGGCGUAGCCGGGCGGCGCCGUGGUGCGCAGGCGCAGCUGUUGGUGGGUCGGGGUUCGGCCGCCCGAGAGAUCCCUGAAACGAGCCACUGCGUGCACAGCACACAGCUUAGGCCAAAAAGUCCUCAGUGCUCCAGGAUUUCACUUGCCGUUCACAGUCGUCUUCCUGGAAGACAGAGUCACUUGGAAUGGGAUAACACGGGCCGGUGUGCUGACUUCCUGGGGCCAGGCGGGGCUGGGUGGCAGGUGUCUGGAGCCUGCAGACAGGUGCUGGGAGAAAGGCCGCGCUGAGGUCCUCCUGGGCUUGGCUUAGGCGUGCAGAUCCUGAAAAGGCGGUGCGUUGUCUCUUCCCACCUCAAAAUGGAUAACAAGAAGCGCCUGGCCUAUGCCAUCAUCCGGUUCCUGCAUGACCAGCUCCGGCACGGGGGCCUCUCCUCCGACGCCCAGGAGAGCUUGGAAGUGGCAAUCCAGUGCCUGGAAACCGCUUUUGGGGUCACGGUGGAGGACAGCGACCUCGCACUGCCUCAGACUCUUCCCGAAAUAUUUGAAGCAGCCGCCGCAGGCAAGGAGACACCAUGGGACCUGAGGAAGAACCCUGAACCGUUGCCACCUUCGGAGGAGGACUCGGCCGAGGCAGAGCGCUUGAAAACUGAAGGAAACGAGCAGAUGAAAGUAGAAAACUUUGAGGCAGCCGUGCACUUCUACGGGAAAGCCAUUGAGCUGAACCCUGCCAACGCCGUCUAUUACUGCAACAGAGCUGCGGCCUACAGCAAACUGGGAAACUAUGCGGGGGCCGUGCAGGACUGUGAGCGGGCCAUCUGCAUAGACCCAUCCUACAGCAAAGCCUACGGCAGGAUGGGCCUGGCACUCUCCAGCCUGAACAGGCACGCUGAGGCGGUGGCCCACUACAAGAAGGCCCUGGAGUUGGACCCCAGCAAUGAGACCUACAAGUCCAACCUGCAGAUAGCGGAGCUGAAGCUGAGGGAGACGCCGAGCCCUACGGGAGGCGUCGGCAGCUUAGACAUCGCAGGUCUGCUGAACAACCCGGGCUUCAUGAGCAUGGCAUCAAACCUGAUGAACAACCCCCAGGUUCAGCAGCUCAUGUCCGGGAUGGUCUCAGGCGGCCACAACCCCUUGGGGACUCCCGGCACCAGCCCCUCGCAGAACGACCUGGCCAGUCUCAUCCAGGCGGGCCAGCAGUUUGCCCAGCAGAUGCAACAGCAGAAUCCGGAGCUGAUAGAGCAGCUGCGGAGCCAGAUCCGGAGCCGCACCCCCAGCGCCAGCAACGACGACCAGCAAGAGUGACAGCCCCCGUUCCACCACCACCGGCCCGUCCUACCGACGGGAAGUCUUCCACGUCUUGCCGUUUUCUGCCCUCGGACUGCCUAACAGAGAAAAAAGAAAAAUUGGACCUGCAUGUUAAGACAGAUUUUUAUUAUUUUUAUUUUUGUCCUCUGCCUUCCUCUCCCUUUUUGUACUCUCCCACGGCCCCCAGACCCUUCUGAAACAGAGCCAGCAAGCUGUGAACACAGACCAGCACUGAUCUCCCCCCUACCCCCCCAAAAUCCCAGUCACUGAAGUAUUUCCGAGAAUAUCCCAGGGUUGGGGUGGUUCUCCAGCUGCCCUCCAGGAUGCAGCUGGUUUUGUGUCCAGUCACGGUGGGGUGCCUGUGGCCUGCACCCCCCUCCAUCUGUCCUCGGGGGCCUCCCCAGUGGGUGGGGAACCCUCUCCGAGUCAGCCCUCCCUGCUUGGAGAAGCUCACUGCCAGGCACGGUCUGGGGACCAGCAUCCACUAGGCCUCAGACCGCGGAUUCUUGCACGAGGAACAAUUUAGUUGCAGAUUCCGUGAGGCAACUUCCGUUACCCUGCACCCUGGUGUGGGAGCAGGAGGGCGUGCGCCCUAGUGCACAGGGUCAGUUUCCGGGACUUUCUGCCAGUCAGGCACUUUGUUGGAUGUCUGAUCUGUGCUCCUCUUUUCCCAGUACUCAAUGACUGCCAGACCGCAAGGGGCGGGACAGUGACCUUUUGGCCUGGCCUCCAGCCCUUCCUAGCCUGUUUGUGUGUCCCACCCAGCCCACUGCCCUCUGCCCCUAGGUGGUCCCGCUGGCCCAUCGCAUCUGGGUCCUGGCAGGCUCUCCCCUCCUGUUCCGGGGCUGGAGGCCAGCAGGGACCUGGUGCCCCACCCUGGCCUCGGCCUGAGAUUGUCCAGCAGCCACCAGAGCUGCUGCUGGGAGAGCGGGCACACAAGCCGGAGCCAGGCAGCCUGCCCAGAGCGCAGGGCCACUGCGGGCAACCUGCCGCCCUGCUCUGACAGGACCGGGGAGGGGGAUGUACUUGCUCUGUGGCCGCAGCACUGGUGACGAGUGGUCCGGGGCGCCCUGGGGGUCUCGGGCUGUGGUCCGGGCAGACCAGAACUGUGUGGUAGGUAACUAGUGGGGCGUGAGCUGCCAGCACCUGCAGUACGUCCUGCGUCCAGUGGGAUGUAUCCUAACGCAAGUGCUAACCAGGCGACAAGCGUACCGUGUGGGAAUAAAUAGACGUCAUGACCUCU